This is a messenger RNA of Phragmites australis (common reed), 1267 nucleotides long. RefSeq names its product rhodanese-like domain-containing protein 11, chloroplastic. Bases 13 to 1053 code for a protein of 346 amino acids. The record is from RefSeq and is a predicted model, not a curated record. The transcript has 10 exons. NCBI's taxonomy places the organism in Eukaryota, Viridiplantae, Streptophyta, Magnoliopsida, Poales, Poaceae.
UCGCAUUGCCGGAUGGACCUUGUCUGUGUUGAGCCAUGCAGGAGUUUCAGGUUUUCGGAGUCGGUCCUAGUCCAGGCCCGCCAGUCUGCAGUAGCAAUCUCCUUAACCAAUUGCGAACGCUUCGGGGAUAACACUCCAGCAACAAGCCCGAAACGUUCCUUUCUGGAAGCAACGACGAGAAAAAUGGCAGCGCCACCUCUGGGCCUCACCAGCCGGGUCGCCGGCGUCUUCGCCUCCCCACCCGUGGAGCAUUCCGGCUCCCGCCGCCGACGUCUCCGUCCUCGUCUCCUGCCUUCAAAGAGAUGGAGCGGGGUGGUGAGGAUGGGAGCGGUGGUCGGAGGGGGGCAGGAAGGGGAGGAGGAUGAGGAGAUGAGGCAGACCAAGGAGCAGGCCGCCGCCAGGAGGCGGUGGGAGGCACUGAUUAGGGAGCAGAAAAUUAAGACCCUUACACCCAGGGAAGCUGGUUACACAUUCAAACUGACAGACAAGGUUCUUCUGGAUGUUAGGCCCUCAAAUGAGCGUCAAAAGGCCUGGGUAAAAGGCUCUUCCUGGAUUCCUGUAUUUGAUGUGGAUGCAUUGGUUGAUUUGGGUGGUCUUAGCAAGAAAGUCACUAACUUUGUAAUGGGUGGCUGGUGGAGUGGCAGCUCAACAAUGUCAUUUAAUAAGAACUUUGUACAACAGGUUGAAGAGAAAUUUUCAAAAGAGACAGAUCUCAUACUAGUGUGCCAGAAAGGACUGAGAUCACUUGCAGCUUGUGAACAACUUUACAAUGCUGGUUUCGAAAAUUUAUUCUGGGUACAAGGAGGUUUGGAAGCUGCUGAAGAGGAGGAUUUUGAGAGGGAAGGUCCCCAGCCUUUCAAGCUUGCUGGUAUUGGUGGUGUUUCUGAAUUUUUUGGUUGGACGGAUCAGCAACGUAUGCAGGCAGCAAAGGAGGGAUUGGGCUACCGGUUGCUCUUCACAGGCCGCUUGGUUGGAGCACUCGUGCUGCUGGAUGCUUUAUUUUUUGGCGCGCAAAGGAUUGGUCCUCUACUUCAGGAACUGCAGUCUCGUUAACGCAUGGAUUGAUGCAUAAUGUGGCAUCUGGCAGUCCAUCUUGAGGUGUUAGCAAUUCUGUUCCGCGAGGAAUCACAAGCCAACUUUGUACAUGUAUCAGACGCAAGCCAAGCCUCCCAGCUCCAAACUUGUGAAUCUUUUUUCUUUCGUACUUGCAGGUGUACCAAGCCAUGCACCAACUACUCUGAUCAUGCAAUCAUUCUUGUUUUUGGCA